Fulvia fulva is the source of this 855-nucleotide messenger RNA. RefSeq lists its product as uncharacterized. Bases 1 to 855 code for a protein of 284 amino acids. Lineage: Eukaryota; Fungi; Ascomycota; Dothideomycetes; Mycosphaerellales; Mycosphaerellaceae. The transcript is spliced from 3 exons. The record is from RefSeq and is a predicted model, not a curated record.
AUGGUCUUGCUACCAAGCUCACCAAGAUUGACGCUACUGCUGCUGGCAACUGCGCUAAGACUGGUCGCUGCUCAGCAAUGUUAUUAUCCGGAUGGAACGGCUGCGAUUGAUGUGCCUUGCAACAGCUCUGCGCCUGCUUCAGCAUGUUGCACCAGCUACGGGUUCUGCUUAUCGAAUGGCCUUUGCUUGGACAACGGCAUCUUGUCGCGAGGUAGCUGCACCGAUAAGAACUGGGACGACCCAGCAUGUGCGCAGUACUGCAAGAAUGACAACCCGAGUGGUGGCCAGUACCUGAUGGCAUGCUCCAACGAAAAAUUCACCUGCGGCUUCUUUCCAGAAAAUUGCGGUGUCAAUUCGUCACUAUUCGCCAUUAGUAACGCGGGAAGCCUCAUAUUACGGUCCAGCCAGCUGACUUCGGCAAUGGAAGCUGGCGGCAUAGAUCGUGACUUGUUGCAGCAAGCCAACGCGACCAAUCCCACGGCCAACGCCACCCCCGCUGCACUACCUGUAGCCGACGGAGGCUACACGGUCGGUGCCAUGGCAGGAGUUGGGGUCGGUGUCGGAGUUCCUCUCCUGAUCGCUGUCGUGUUUCUCGCUUACAUGGUGAUGCGGGAGAGGCGGAAAUACCGUGCAGUGAGCGACACUCUCAACACCAUGCAAGCACAGAUGAACCAACCCACCAGUAGCUGGUCAGCCUACACGGGUACCGCAGCUGCUCCUAAGCGAGUGAGUAGACCUGGAGCUGCAGAGCUACCCUCGAAUGUCUUACAAGAGUUGGAGUCGCCGGUCGCGACUAGGGAUAACAUGGAUGUCAAGCCAUACGAGAACGACAUGGCGAAGACUGGAGCCUUAUAG